AUGGAGAGAGCCAAGCCCACGACGGCCUUUAUGCCGUCAAUCUCCGAUCUGGGAGAGAGGCUUAAGGCAGUUCCACUGUUGCCUGCGACAGCGCCCUCCACAGUGCCGGGCACACUGCUCCGCGAUCAGGCUUUCGCAGGACCAUGCUCUGGUGUGCAUUUCACCCAGGCUUCGUUCUGGAGCGGGGACAACAGCCCACAGGCACAGCCGAACCAGUUUCGCACCGAUGGCCAGGCCGUACUGACGCCCAUCGGUCAGAGCUUUGGCAACCAGGACAACCAAGCCAUGUCCCCAACCUGGCAGCCGCACAAGGUUUACCUGCCGCAGGGCCUCACUUCCGCCUUCCUUGUAGUCGGUGAGGCCCAUCAGGACAUGGUGCCGAGCCCAAACUCUCAGAGUUCGCCAAUCCACGUGCAGGCCAUCCCAAUGCCCGUGGGAACGCCCAUGCAGCGAGACUGCCAGGCAGUACCUUUAGCUCCGGGAGCAGCGCUUCAGCAGCCUGUUCAGAGGAAUGGCCAGGCGUAUCCUAUGACUGCGAUGGGAGCGCCAGCUAUGCCGAUGAGGGACUGCCAGGCAUUUCCUAUGCAAGGCAACUCGCUGGCAAAUCCAAUGCUGCAAGAGGGGCAGACCUUCGUCGUGGCCCAUACUGGGCCCAACGCAGCGCCUCUGCAGCGGGAGUGGCAGGCUUAUCCCAUGCCUGGGCCAUGCCCAGCACAGAAAGACAACAAGGUGUUUGCGCAGAUGCAAUCACAAUCGCUCGGGCCAGUUGGGCAGAUGCCCUUGGAGGGCCAGGUGACUGCUCCCUUGCCACCUGGUGUGCCUAGCGAAGGUAGCAUCGGACACCCGGAGCUUUGCAGGAGGCCAUGCUUCUACUUUGCAAAGGGCACCUGUACGAACGGGCUGGAAUGUGGUUACUGCCAUGCGCAGCACGGUGAGAAGGCACCCAAGCUGGACAAGCGGCAGCGCUUGGUCCUGCAGUCGCUCCCGGAGAACAUGCUGCUGGAGAUGUUGGUCAGCCGCGUGCAGGAGAAAGCUGAAGAGAAGCGAAUGACGGCGGCCAUGACCGACAUCAUGGAUCUCUGGCACAAGCGUCUUGAAUACUUGUCCGUGAACCCGCCAGUGGUGUCUCCUGAGGAUGCCGAGAACCUGGCCGAGAGGUACGUGCGGAACCUGGAUAAGAUCCUUCGGAGGAUGAACAUCUCUGAGCUGAUUGCCCUGGCAAUCCGCAGUGCAAAGGAGGAACAAGCGUAUGUCAGCGAUCUGCGUGAGGCCUUGUCCCGCUUGCGGACGAAGGUUCCACCAAACCUUUGA
This is a messenger RNA of Symbiodinium natans, 1311 nucleotides long. Lineage: Eukaryota; Dinophyceae; Suessiales; Symbiodiniaceae. The record is from the annotation of a GenBank genome assembly.